AUGGCUGAUCAAAAAAUCCUGGAAAAGGAGCAAACCUUUGCAUCCUUUGACUUUGAUCCUCGACUGUCGCGAGCCAUAGCUCAACUGGAAUUCACACACCCAACGCUUGUUCAAGCCAAGGCCAUUCCGCUUGCACUUGCUGGUAAAGACAUUCUGGCUCGUGCUCGGACAGGCAGUGGUAAAACAGCCGCAUUUGCCUUACCUAUCAUUCAAAAACUUCUACAAUCGAAAGAGGUAAACAUACACAACUUACGUUUUGUUUUUUGGUGGUGA
Zychaea mexicana is the source of this 273-nucleotide messenger RNA. Its product is annotated as P-loop containing nucleoside triphosphate hydrolase protein. The transcript has a single exon. The coding region runs from base 1 to 273 and encodes 90 amino acids. Gene Ontology annotation, molecular function: RNA helicase activity; ATP binding; nucleic acid binding. The record is from RefSeq and is a predicted model, not a curated record. Lineage: Eukaryota; Fungi; Mucoromycota; Mucoromycetes; Mucorales; Lichtheimiaceae.